Molecule: messenger RNA, 591 nt
Organism: Dreissena polymorpha
Lineage: Eukaryota; Metazoa; Mollusca; Bivalvia; Myida; Dreissenidae
Exons: 1
Coding region: 1-591 (196 amino acids)
Source: RefSeq, a predicted model, not a curated record
AUGAAUAUUUUUGAGACCCGAAUAAAGGAUUUAGAAAAGUCAUGUGAUUUCAGCGGGAAUAUGAUCGAAAAUUUAACCAAAAAACAGAGUGAACUUGACUCAACGAUUAAAUCCACGUGCAAUUCGCAAAACCGUGAGGACUCAGCGAUCCUGCAAGAACAAAAACUUCAGACGGAAAUAACGGACCUCAAGUGCCGGAGUAUGCGCGAAAAUUUGUUAUUCCAGAUACCUGAGGAAAAAGACGAACAGUGCGACAAAAAAAUCCUGGAAUUCAUUGAAAAAAGGCUGCACGUGCAAAACGCCCAAUCUGAAAUUAAGUUGCACAGGGCACAUCGUAUAGGACGAUAUCAACCGAAUAAAGUGCGUCCUAUUGUUGCAAAAUUCGCAUACUACCCGGAUAAGGAGAGGGUCCGCAAGGAGUCGAAACAACUUAAAGGUACCCCAUUCGGAAUAUCCGAGCAGUAUCCACGGGAAGUAAUGGAUAUCCGACGAAGGCUCAUACCCUUCAUGAAAAACGCGAGGUCCGAGGGAAAGGAGGCAUAUCUCAAAAUUGACAAGCUUUAUAUAAACAAACAACUGUAUAAGGAAUAG